AUGCGUCUCGCGCUCUUCGCGAGCGCGGCCUUGACAGGCAUCCUCGAGCGCCGACCAGAGCUCUCCUCUCCUCUGACGAGCGUGCGGAGCCUCCGCGAGGGCACUUUCUUGUACAAGCACGAUUACGAUCCAUACGCCGGCGGCGUCUUUUACCAUUCCCCCCUGUUCCUCCUCUUCUUCUCGUACGCCGUACCGAUCGAGUCAAGCGUCCUCACAGCCGGGCUAUGGACCGCCGUCGACGUGAUUGUGGCAAUCCUGCUUGUCAAGAUCUGGCGUUCCCGCCACCCGGCGGGCUCAAAAUGGUCUUCUCGCGACCACACAGUCGCCCUCUUAUACCUCUUCAAUCCAUACACUCUACUGUCGUGUCUCGCGCGGUCGACGACCACCAUCGACAACGCCUUGUGCUUGUACGCCAUCGCGGCCACUUACACGGGCAACGGUGCCCCCGCCAUGGCCGCGCUCGCCAUUGCGACCCAGACCUCGCUCUACCCCGUCAUCCUCCUCCUUCCUCUCCUACUGGUGCUGCGUCAUCUCGGUGCCCCAAACCAAAAGCUCGCGGCCUACUCCCUCGUGUUCGUCGGCACACUUGCGACCUUGGCUGGUCUCGCAACCCUCGCGUGCACUGACUCGUGGAUUGCGCGCACCUGGGGCGUCAUCCUCGCCGUCACCGACCUCACGCCAAACGUCGGCAUGUGGUGGUACUUUUUCACCGAAAUGUUUGACCACUUUCGCAUGUUCUUUCGCGGUGCAUUCCAACUCCACAUGCUCAUCUACAUCGUGCCACUGUGCCUCCGGCUCCCCGAUCCGCGGCAGGCUGUGCUCAUCCUUGUUGGUACCAUGGCGACGUGGAAGAGCUACCCGACACUCGGUGACAUGGCCCUCUGGGCCGGCCUCCUCAGCUGCUAUCCCGACUAUUGCACAAACCUCAACCACCCUCUCUUCUCGCUCACCGUCCACCUGUACACGGCCAUCCUGUUGCCGCUGCUGCACACGCUGUGGUUGCUCACGGGUGCAGGCAACGCCAACUUUUUCUAUGCCGCUACCAUGGUGUACGGGCUCAAUGCGACACUCGCGAUUGCCGACGUGCUAGGGGCCAUCAUCAACCUCGACACGCGGAGGCGACUCAUGGACAUUGUGCCCGGCAAGUACAAACAGUACAACCCGCCUGCCGACUCGGGCGAGAUCAUCCAGGUCGACUUCCCGUCUAACUGGACCGUAGCCCAGCUUGCCAGCUUGGAAUAG
This is a messenger RNA of Cutaneotrichosporon cavernicola, 1242 nucleotides long. RefSeq lists its product as uncharacterized. The record is from RefSeq and is a predicted model, not a curated record. Gene Ontology annotation, cellular component: GPI-anchor transamidase complex; membrane. Gene Ontology annotation, biological process: attachment of GPI anchor to protein. Lineage: Eukaryota; Fungi; Basidiomycota; Tremellomycetes; Trichosporonales; Trichosporonaceae. The coding region runs from base 1 to 1242 and encodes 413 amino acids. The transcript is spliced from 6 exons.